Gymnodraco acuticeps is the source of this 3405-nucleotide messenger RNA. RefSeq names its product serine/threonine-protein phosphatase 2B catalytic subunit alpha isoform. Lineage: Eukaryota; Metazoa; Chordata; Actinopteri; Perciformes; Bathydraconidae. The record is from RefSeq and is a predicted model, not a curated record. Gene Ontology annotation, molecular function: calmodulin-dependent protein phosphatase activity; calmodulin binding. The transcript has 15 exons. Gene Ontology annotation, biological process: calcineurin-NFAT signaling cascade. The coding region runs from base 249 to 1835 and encodes 528 amino acids. Gene Ontology annotation, cellular component: cytosol; cytoplasm; calcineurin complex.
GUUAGCAUGUUUGACUGCACACUGCGCUCAGACAACUUGAUACAGAGUAACAGUAAAUCAGACAGAGCAGCUCCUACAGCACCAGCAGUGAAAUUGUAACCCUGUUGCAAGUAUUUUUGGCCGCUGAUAGGACCGAGUGAGAUCACUGCGGUCUCUUUUCUCGGAUAGACUCAAGAGUUGUUCGGCAGGAGCAACGCAGGGACCGUUUUCUCAUUUCUGCUAUAUCUCAAUAUUAUACCACACUGGAAAUGUCCGAAAACAAGCCGAAUGAUGAACCGAAGUUAUCUACGACGGACAGGGUGGUGAAAUCUGUCCCGUUCCCCCCCAGUCACCGGCUGACGGCUAAAGAGGUGUUUGACAGCGAUGGGAAGCCCAAAGUGGACGUGCUGAAAGCGCACCUAACCAAGGAGGGUCGCGUGGAGGAGGCGGUGGCCCUGAGGCUCAUAGGGGAGGGGGCCACCAUCCUGCGCGCAGAGAAGAAUCUGCUGGACAUCGAGGCCCCUGUGACAGUGUGCGGAGACAUCCAUGGGCAGUUCUUUGACCUGAUGAAGCUGUUUGAAGUGGGAGGAUCACCAGCAUCCACGCGCUACCUUUUCCUGGGGGACUACGUUGACAGAGGGUAUUUCAGUAUUGAAUGUGUGCUGUACUUGUGGGCCUUAAAGAUCCUUUACCCCAAAACACUGUUUUUGCUGCGUGGGAAUCAUGAAUGUAGACAUUUAACAGAGUAUUUCACAUUUAAGCAGGAAUGUAGAAUUAAGUAUUCAGAGCGGAUAUAUGACGCAUGUAUGGACGCCUUCGACUGCCUUCCCCUGGCUGCACUUAUGAACCAGCAGUUCCUGUGUGUACACGGAGGGCUGUCUCCAGAAAUCACAAAUCUUGACGACAUCAGGAAACUAGACAGAUUCAAAGAGCCCCCGGCAUACGGACCGAUGUGCGAUCUGCUGUGGUCCGACCCCCUGGAGGACUUUGGGAACGAGAAGAGCCAAGAGCAUUUCACACACAACACAGUGCGAGGCUGCUCCUACUUCUACAGCUACCCUGCAGUCUGUGACUUUCUACAACACAAUAACUUAUUAUCCGUCAUCCGGGCCCAUGAAGCGCAGGAUGCUGGAUAUCGCAUGUACAGAAAGAGUCAGACCACUGGCUUCCCGUCCCUUAUCACCAUCUUCUCCGCACCCAACUACCUAGAUGUCUACAACAACAAAGCGGCGGUGCUGAAGUACGAGAACAACGUGAUGAACAUCCGACAGUUCAACUGUUCCCCCCACCCCUACUGGCUGCCCAACUUCAUGGACGUCUUCACCUGGUCCCUGCCCUUCGUCGGGGAGAAGGUGACUGAGAUGUUGGUGAACGUGUUGAGCAUCUGCUCCAAUGACGAGCUGACGACUGACGAGGAGCUGGACGGUGCCACAGCUUCUGCCCGCAAGGAGGUCAUCCGCAACAAGAUCCGCGCCAUCGGCAAGAUGGCCCGAGUGUUCUCUGUGCUCAGAGAGGAGAGUGAGAGCGUGCUGACGCUGAAGGGCCUGACCCCGACCGGCAUGCUGCCCAGCGGAGUUCUGUCCGGAGGCAAGGAGAAGCUGCAGAAUGAAACCGCAGCUACUAUUGAAGCUAUUGAGGCUGACGAAGCCAUCAAAGGCUUCUCGCCCCAGCACAAGAUCACCAGCUUCGCAGAAGCCAAGGGUCUGGACCGCAUCAACGAGAGGAUGCCGCCGCGGCGAGACGCCAGCCUCAACUCGUCCGACGCCAGCCUCAACUCGCUCAACAAGGCGUUGUCCUCGGAGACUAACGGCACGGACGCCAAGGGCAGCACCAGCAGCGACAGCAACAUCCAGUGAAGGCAGCACGGAGCCUCUUUGGCCAGAGGGGCCGCCCAGCCCCCAGUCUCAUCACGGCCCCCAGUCUCAUCACGGCCCCCAGUCUCAUCACGGCCCCCACCGCAGGAGGGGCAAAGAAGGGGGAGAGUUGGAUUGUGGAGAGGGGAGGCAUCUAUGGCUCGCGCUGGGGGCCCAUCUCACUUUCUAGUCUUUGGAUAUGCCUUCUAAAUAUUAGUUCAUAAUAAAAUCUGCUAAGUUAUUGCCGGGUCACAUUUCUGAAGCUCAGGCCUUUAGUGAGCGCGAUCCUCCACCCCCCUGCGGAUAGUCGGAGAGAAACAGAUCUUAAAGGUGAAUCAUUUUCUUUUAUUUCUUGAAAGACCCUUUGCUCAUUUACACAGAAAGCCGUGUAACUUCUUACUAACUAUUGUACGUUUACAAAAAUACAGCACUAAAAAGGACAGAACAUGAGAUCGUGUUUUUAACAUAUAAGGGUGUACAAACUAAAUAAGGACUAUUUAUUGAUAACUUUUUUUUGCUACUCUUAUAAAAUAGCUCUGAAAUUAAUUAGGCAGUCUUAAAAAGAAUGUUGCAAUGUUGUCGAAAUGCCAAAUAUUGGAACAUUUUAUGGUUUUGUACAUAUUAUGCUUACCUCAGGUUCUUUUGGUGUGUGCUUUGACCUGAUUUUUCUGUAUAAUGGCUAAAUAACUCGGUAAUGAAUACCUAUUUUCUUGAGUUUCAUAACUGGAAUUUACAUUUACCUAUCUAUCAUUUGCAAAUAUGUUUAUUUUGUUUGUCUCUUUUGGAAGGGGGGAGGGGUAGAUUUAUCGUGGCUUGCUGGAAUUGAGUGUUCAUUUUUCUCUUUUUAAGUAUUGCGAACAAAGUAAAAAUAGAGAACCUAUAUUGUGUAAAAAAGAAAAUACAAUAAACUUAAAGUGUCUGCCUAUGCAUGUUUUAUAAAAAUCAAACAAAGGAAAUCUGAAUACCUUGGCUGUGGAGGCCUGUUUUGAGAUAUAUUGCGCUUUAGUGAACAUAUACUGGAAACGUAUACCUGCAUACUUUCAAUUAACACCAUGAUGCUCUAUGCCUUCAACUUCUUUUGUAAUUGAAGCAUUUAAUUAUCUAAGAUGGAUGAGAAAUCAUAUUUUUAACCUACGCUUGUAAGUGCACACAGUCCAAUUAAGCAUGUUUGACAAUUCUUGUGAGGUGUGUGGUUACAUGUGUAACUCAAAAAUGCAUGAUUAGCUGUUUGUGUCAUAUAACAGGUAAAUCAGUUUUGUUCUGUUUUGUAAAUGUGCCACAGAAAGUGUAAUUUGAUUAUUAUUAUUACCAUUAUUAUUUGGAACUCUACUUUGUAUAUCAGUUACAGGUUUGAUACUGCUCAAUACUUUAAGAUGAAACUAAAAAAAUAAAUAACUUUGAUCUUUUUUAAGAACUGCUUAAGUGCCCAAGUAAUUCACUACACGACAUGAAGCCUUGCUUUUUGUAAUUUAACUUCAAAACUGUUGGCAGAUGAGGCAUGCACUUGCAACUAUGAAAAGUAUUUUAUAUAACUGUUCAAUAAAAAUGUGCAUGAAUUUCAACUUGAAAUGAA